Messenger RNA from Electrophorus electricus (electric eel), 6221 nucleotides. It is a transcript of the gene nacad, whose product is annotated as NAC alpha domain containing. Gene Ontology annotation, cellular component: nascent polypeptide-associated complex. The record is from RefSeq and is a predicted model, not a curated record. Lineage: Eukaryota; Metazoa; Chordata; Actinopteri; Gymnotiformes; Gymnotidae.
GAGAGAGAGAGGAUGGGGUGAGCAUUCGCGCAGUCGGAGCGAAUACUGCAGCUCUCUCUCAGAUUCCACACGGCCGUCGCCCGACACACCUCUGCGCUGCACUUGGCGUUCACCCACAGCCGCGCACUCACACGCCCCGCCGUGUCGCUCACAGGCUCGGGAGAGCUCCGCGCGCCGCAACGCUCGUUUAGACCAGUGCGUCAGACAGCAGAGGCAGGCGGAAUCAUGCCCGGGGAGGCAGAGGACGGCAGCGGCCCUGCGCGGGACGCACCCAGCCCGGUCACGGACGCUGGCAUCGUCCCCGGAGCAGAUUUGUCCAGACAAACCUCCAGCUCCACAGCCUCUACUCCAAGUGAUAGUGCCUCCAGCCCAUCUCCUACAACCCCGCCCAAGCUCCCCCCACAGUGCCCCUCCCCAUUUGGCCCCCGUUUGGUUAUGGCCAAGCCGAACCCUUGCACCCGACCUCCACCAGAGGGCGCCAGCUUUGAAUCAGAAGGGCGGUCAGUGGGCCGGCUGACGGGUCGCUUCGGAAGAGGGGUGUGCAGAAGGGGCCCAGUGAAAAUGGAAAGGAUUAAAGUCUUAACUGGGAGUGAGGUGGAGAGCGACUACCAAGAACCAGAGUCCAUGGAUGCAAGGGUAGUUAUGGGGCAAGAAGCACUGCUGAAGAACAUGGAGUCACAGAUUGGGGGACUGCUUGACAAAAACGCCGGUGGGGAGACAUCUAGUACACCUAGUUCGGAAUCCCAGCCCACAGAGCCUGCCAUGCUUUCACUCCCGCUGCAGGCACAGACGUGGGGCGAGGGGAAACCCAAACUCGACACUGGUCAAGAGAGUCCCAAACUUGACCAGGCCAAGUCUUUGUUCCCAACCACUGAGCCAGAGGCAAGCUUAGGUGAGCUACUCGAAUGCACAACUUUGGAGUCCAAAGCAGCAGUCACGGGACUGACAGAAAGCAGCACCUUUUUCCCAGACAAUGAAGGAGACCCUCUAGCUCCGUCUCCGGCUGAAGUGCCUUCCUUGUCCUUUUCCGAACCCCCCUACCCAGUUGAUCCUCAGCGUGUCGGAGUCCUUCCCGGACUGGAUCCAGACCGUUAUUAUACAGCACCUUCCACACCCAUCAAGAUGGCCUACUGUUCACACCUUAAGCAGCAAUGGCACCCAAAUAGCCCGAGCACAGGUCCUGGAUCCCCAGCUGAUGAGUCUGAUCUGUGCUCCCCACCCACGUCUCCUUCUGGGUCUUACAUAACCGCAGAGGGCAGCAGCUGGACCUCCAGCACUUCUCACUCCUGCUCCCCAAACCUGAUUGCAGAGGCUGAACUGCAGGAGGCCCCUGCAUGCUAUGUGGGAUCUCUGUCUGAGAUUGGGGAUGAGCUGGGGGACGAGCGAACGGGGGCCGAAAGGGAGCACUGUCUGUGUAAACCUGCCAUGCCAGGGCUGGUCGAGGACGUGGAGUAUGAGGAGGACCAAACGAGCAGGAAGGUUUGCAGGCCUCAGUGGGUGACAGAGAACAUUUCCCCACACAGGAGCAGCAGUGGCAGAAGCACAGAUUCACAAGAUGGUGGAGGGGAAUCUGAGGCCUCCUUAGUGCAGGCAGAAAUCCAGAGAGCUACCGACAUAACCCAGCCAUUUGAUGAUCCAGAUCAAGAUCUAGAACUUGAUCUUGAUGCUUGUGUCUCAGAGCAUUUCACCAGACUGGAUGCACCUCUAAGCCCAGAGGAGGACUUUCCCACAGAUCUGGCAUCUUCUUUUCCCUUCAGUCAUCGGCUGGCAACUGCUUCUGCUACCCUGGACACGGGCAGUCUGACCCCUGCUACUUGUUCCUCAGAGAUUUCAGACACUGAUAAUAAUAGCUUGUACAGUGAGAUUGGAUCUUCUUCCCUGUUCUUCCAUGGGUGCUCCAGAGAGGAUAGCCCUAGGGGAGAAGGAAUGAUUCCUGCAUGCAUGCUGCCUGUCCAUGCCAGCUUGAUAUUCCAGGCAGACGCCAUGGAGAUAACAUUGUUCCCUACAGACGAGGAGCCUGAAAAUGAAAUGGAUGCAUAUGCUGCUGGAGAAGAGGAAGGAGAUGUGGAUGAGUAUGAUGAUGAAGAUGAUGAUGAUGACAUAAAUGACUUGGAAGAGCAAGCUGAAGCCAUCAAGAUUGGAUCAAGGGUUGUGGAAGACCCAAAUGAGGAAGACACCUCUGCUUCUUACCUAAAUUCACUUUCUGAGAACUCAAUAAAUGACGGAAUAGAUGAGUCAUUUGCUUAUCAGGAUGACACCCAGGAAUCGAGUGAUUCCACCUCCUGUAAUGGCGAUGAAGACCACCUGUACAGUACAGAGAGAGAUGUCAAUCCUGCCCAGCAGUUUCCCAGACAGGAGGACCAUGUGCAGUCAGUAAGCAAUGCAAGAACAGAAUCGUCUGGAAGUGAGAGUGAAAUGGACACUGGAUCAUCUGGAUCAUCUGAGCCACCAAAUGCAGAAGUUCAUGAACAGACACCAGACUGCACAGUGCAAAGUGCAGAAAACAUAACUGUAGAAAAAAAGCCAGAUGUGGAGUGUACAGAGACAGUAUUUUCAACAACAGAGGUCAAGGACCAAGGAAAGGAUAUUACACAGAGUGCAGACCUCAGGGGCACGGAAGGAACAUAUGAUGUGUGCAAUGCAGAGUCUCAACUAGUGGUUCAGACAGCCCCCCAGGAGUUGGAAAGUCAGACAAGCUCAGUGGAUCAAAAUGAAAUGUCUGAGACAUGUAAUAAGUUAGCCCUUUGCAUGCUUGGAGCCACAGCUGCAGGUAUAAAAUAUAAAUUCAACACUCAGGAUGACCCAGAUCUGGACCAGAAGAAUGGAAACAACUCUGAGUUUGUCAAUACCUCGCUCCGGCUUGACGAGACAGAAACCAAUGAUCUCAACAAAGGAGUCCCUCUGUUGUCUCACCCUAAAGAUGACUGUAGCCCCACAAACAUACCAGUUUGUGCCUAUCCCGAGCUGUCCGAUGUGCCAGAUAACUUAACCACAGCUGAUGUCUCCCCAUCUGAACACUCUCUUGACCAAGAUAACCUGACAGAAAAUCAACCUGGCACCGACGACGCAACUCUCAGCUCUCUAAACAUGUCCUCUUCUACUUACGGCGUGCUUGCCAUCUCGCCAAAGAAAGAGAACUCUGAAAACAGCAUGACAGAAAGGAACGUUUCAUCAGAGGGCCGGGCCCUGCUGGAGCCUUUGACACCGGGAGAGUGUUGUGCCUCUGAGGCAGAAAACUUGCUAUUGUGCGAUACAGCUGGGCCACUGCGAAACAAAGCCCGAUCUGUGAGCCCUAACAUCGCUGCCGGAGAUGGCAUCACCGCUGACCUUGAGGACAACAACAACAGCUACUGUGACUUAGGAGAAAGGAUGACCGAUAUCGAGGCUGGCAUGUUGGAAUCCAACCUGUCCACUUGGAGGUCUAUCGAGGAUCUGUCAGAGGCAGGAGGAGGGGAGGAUGAUGCCAACAACCUUCAAAAUCCAGACAGCAAUCCACUUAUACAACGGCAUUCGGAAAAGAUUCUGGUGACUACAUGGAAUGACCCCGAGAAAAGCUGUUCGCCCGUUAUUCCAAGCGCUCAGUCAACGUGUCUGUCAUUGAAUAUCCUUUCAGAUGAUGGCAAAGACGAGAACGAUCAGACCCCUAACACAGAUUUUAACAUUCCAGGAGAAUCCAUAUCAAAUAUAUGCCAAGAUGGUGGCCCUGACAUUCCUCCUAAACAGGCAAUGCAAGUUUUGGAAUCAGCAAAAGAACUUGAAGAGGCACAGACUUUGACAAGCUCCUAUGAACAAAAUGAUCUCUAUGAGCCCAUUACAACCACUGACGUGUCAGACAAAUCAAAUAACCCAGUUCCUAGUUCCUCAGACCAAAGCAUUGAAAAGGAAAUUUGCCUGGCAAAUUCUGAAUCCCCAGUUUUAGAAAAAAAGUAUGUAUUCAGAUUAGAAGGAGGCUCUUUUGGCACUUUCAAUCCUAAGAAGAAAUCAAGCGAGUCAAGACGUGAUAUUUCGUCAUCUGAUCGCUCUCUGGCACACAAAGAGACAGCAACAUGCACUGACACAGGGAUUACAACUGAUACCACAGAUCUAGGUUCACAGGUACAGUCCAACAUUACAAAAGAGGAAAAUCAAGAGAAUUUUGGUAGUCGGGUAAUUGACAGACAACUUACUGAACCAAAGAAUGAAAUUGCCUUUGAGGAUCAAGAGGAGGAAAGAGUUGAAUGUUUCUCACUAAGGGAAAGGGGGGAUGAGGAGACCGAGAAAACAUGUCCAGAAGCAGAGGAAAAUGGCAGAGAAAAUGCUAUUUUGGAAAGGAAUGAAAAGGACACACACGUUAUGCAGAAAGCAGGUUUCUCAGAGACAGAAGAACGAGAAUGUCAGAACGAAGAGUCAAAUGCCAGUGCUGCUGAGAUCACGCCACAUCAGGAGACAAAACAAAAUGAUGCAGAAGUUUCGCAGAAAUUAAGCACAAACGAAAUGACAAAAACAGAACUGUAUGACACUGAACCAGAUCAUGCCGGGAAAAGACUUGAUUCAGAUCAUGGCCUGAAAUCCGAGGUAUCUGUCGCCUUUUACCAAUCAGUGUCUGCCUCGGAGCAAAAGAAAGAGAUCCAACAUGAAGAAAGCCCACCUGAAUCUCAGCCGAGUAACACAUCAACCGAGACUCAACAGCAAGCGGACACGAAAAGUGAUGAGGCAGAAAAAAAUGAUCAUGACCAAACACCAAACGAACCGAUUUCCCACCCUGAAAACUCCAGUUCCCAGUAUCCUUUCACAGAGUCAGAGGGCUUGACUGAAUCUAGUGAUCAUGCCAAUACAGAUCAAGGAAAAGCACUUGCCCAUAGCACCUCAGAAAGUCUGGAACUUCAACAAAGCACACGAGACAUCAGCGAUGAUCAGGUAGGGGGCACACCACUCGGAACAGUGAGAGCAGAACUUGGAAGGCCUUCUCCUUCUCCCUCAUCUACAGAUGUGCUGGAAGAGGACCUUCCCACCCCGAUACAGGAGUCUCAGCCUUCAUUGGACAAUUCCCAAAUACACAGUUUUCUCACUCAUACUGAAUCAGCUUCGAAUGAUGGCUCAAGUGACCAGAGCAGCUCAUAUCUGUCAGAGAGCCCCCUUCAAGUCCCCAGCGUGGAAACAGCAACACUGGAGUCCGAGGAAAAACUAGUGGCUUCCCUGCCUGUGCAGGACUUGCAUCGAGAUGUGAACGAGCGGUCAGGCGUAAGGUCAAAGUCCUGCAGACAAUUCGCUGCGGAGGUAUGUACGGGACAGAAACCAGUAUCUCCUGAAAGCCCCUACACCCUUCCCAGUGGAUGCACAGGUCACAGAGAUGCUAGCCCUGCUUACAGAAAAACAAAUAUGCCCAAGGAAAAAGAGAUCUUACCAUGCAUCAGUUCCACUCUAAACUCCUCUGUGCAAACAAGGCCAAAGCCAGAUCCAAAGCCAACUGAUCAGGACACAGGCUCAGUCAGCUACAGAAGACAGGACUCAGAAGAACUGGAUCUCUUGAAAAACAACAUUGGCUCCUGUAACGAAACAGACAGCGAUGGUUCACUGCCUGAGCUGGAGGAUCCAGAUGGAAGCCUCCUAAGACCGUCAGACACACAGAUAUCACAUACUGCAGCUGAUGAGUCGGCGAGCAAAACGAAGCAGAGCCGAAGUGAGAAAAAGGCACGGAAGGCUAUGUCAAAGCUGGGACUCAAGCAGAUCCACGGGGUUACGCGCAUCACCAUCCGGAAGUCCAAGAAUAUCCUGUUUGUCAUUACUCGCCCGGAUGUCUUCAAAAGCCCUGCAUCGGAUAUCUACAUAGUCUUUGGGGAAGCCAAGAUUGAGGACCUGUCACAACAAGUGCACAAGGCUGCAGCAGAGAAAUUUAAGGUUCCCCUUGACCCUUCACCUUUGACCCCUGACAUCAUGCCCAGUCUCACCAUAAAAGAGGAGAGCGAAGAAGAAGAAGAGGAGGUGGACGAGAGCGGGCUGGAGCAGAGAGAUAUAGAGCUGGUGAUGGCCCAGGCCAACGUGGCCCGGGCUAAAGCCGUCCGUGCGCUACGCCACAACAAGAACGACAUUGUCAACGCUAUUAUGGAGCUGACCAUGUGAGAGAAGAGAUGUUGCUUGGUCCCUGCUUCCUCCCUGCCACACCCUGCGCUCCUCUCAGUAAUGCUGCUAUAUUGUACGUACGGAAACCCUCUUACCUGCUCAAUAAACUGUUAAUAACCACA